Molecule: messenger RNA, 1521 nt
Organism: Kwoniella mangroviensis CBS 8507
Lineage: Eukaryota; Fungi; Basidiomycota; Tremellomycetes; Tremellales; Cryptococcaceae
Exons: 3
Coding region: 1-1521 (506 amino acids)
Source: RefSeq, a predicted model, not a curated record
AUGGGUUUGAUAGCUAUUUUCACGUUCGUUAGAUGGUUCGUUUCCCAUCAUACCCACAAACUACUUGGACCGAAACCAAAACCAGAACUAAAGGCGAAUACAGAUAUCGAUACUCGACCUUGGCGUCCACUUCCUACUUUGCCUGAUGAAAUUUGGCGAGAUAUCUUUUUGUUGGUCGCUGAACCGACUUACAAUACUCCUCCAUGCUGGCAAAGAGGUUAUGACGGAUACAUGAUGACUGGUGGAAACACAUCUACCGGUAAAGAUCUAGCAACGUGUAUGAGAGUUUCAACAACAUUCAAUAGAGUCGCAUCCGACAUACUCUAUAACGAAAUUCCCACUUCCGACCCAUAUAGGUUCUUCUACGGUAUCGAUUACACACCUCCUAAUGAGAAUAGGAAUAGGAUGUCGAAGAUCCAAUGUCUGUCUAAAGUCAAGCGCAUCUCCCUGGUAUAUCCUAAAUCUUAUUCGAAACCCACUCCAUCUUUCUCAGGUGAUUUCCAAUGGAUGAACCUCUCGAUUUAUAGGAUGCCACAAAGUCAGGAAGAUAAGAAGUACCUCAAGAUGUACCUUCAAGCUUUGGAUAGCGCAUCACAUGCGUAUCAAAUAUUGGCGAAGAUCAGAACGGAAGGACCGAUGAUGAUGUUGGGAGUUGGAAUGGGAAAUAUCGGAAAUAUCAUAAUUGGUAAAAUGCCUUAUAAGGCUACCGACUGCCUUUGGUUAUUUAACAAUACUGCUAUUGGGAAAUUAUCAGGUGCCAAGCCCAAACCUUCUCUUGAGGAUAAGAUCGUCAAAGAUUUACUGGAAAGGAAAGAAGAAAUCUCAAUGGGAUUAUCAAGAGAAUUGUAUUACAUCACUUCGAUGAGUAGGUAUAGACAAGUUUGUUAUCAUUCGAAUUUCGGUCCAUGGAAUUACCUUCCUCCUCCAUCUCUCGAUCGAUUGCUCUCAAGAGGAGUUAGAUAUACACCGACGCAAAUCAAUAUAUUCAUGAACAACAUGGGUAAAUUCUUCGGCAAUUCACCAUACAUCGUUCAGGGUACCACGAACAAUUGGAUCAUUUGUAAAAGUCUUUUCCCUUUUUAUUCGGCUAAUCAAUGGACAUCUUCGAUCGAUGAACAAGUCGGUCGUACAGUCGUUGAACUAUUCAAGAUUUUCCGAAACUAUAUCACCAAGUUUAUCAAAAGUAAGGAAUUUGCCAAAUCUCAACAACGAUCUCGAAUAGGGCCAACCAGACUUAAUAUCAUCCUACCUGUCAAUAUCAACUCCUUGAGGUUAGCAGCGAACAUCCUAAAACAUGGAUCCCAGCCUAUCGUCAGUACCACAAGCACAGUCUCUCAGAAAGAUAGAAUGUUGAUAUAUAGCAGAUUGGAAAGAUGGUUAAUGAACAAAGGCGUGGCGUAUUAUCAUGCUAGAGGUUUAUCUAUCCAUGUUAGAGAAUCUACUGAAGGUAAACCCGUCAAUUUGGAUAGGACGGCAGAUCAAAUGGAAUGUAGCUGUUGUGGAUCGAUUGAAUACGUUUAA